AAAGAAAAAGGUUACAUAUUUCUCCACUGGAACGUUGUAUAGUGGCCAAGCUGCUAAUUGGAGAGAUACCGUUACUUUUGCUGUUGCUCCUGAUCCAUUCGAGCCAAAUGAAGUACCACCAAUAUGCAGUUCAUUUCAGUUAUAGAUUCUGUCCAACUGAUUUAUUUUCACCGCUGAUGAAUUGAUUACAUGUAGAGAUAUCAUGAUUCAAUAUUCGCAGAAAAUAAGGGAUUUGGGUUUUACAAUCUUUGAAUUAUUGUCAUGGGCACUAGGACUUGAUUCUUCUUAUCUCAAAGAGUUGAAUUGUGCCGAAGGACUCUCUAUUAUGGGUCACUACUAUCCACCAUGCCCUGAACCUGAAUUAACUAUCGGCACUACUAAGCAUAGUGAUUAUAGCUUCAUGACAUUACUUCUACAAGACCAACUUGGCGGUCUUCAAGUUCUUCAUGACGAUAAAUGGGUUAACGUUCCUCCGGUACAUGGAGCUCUUGUUGUAAACAUAGGAGAUCGUCUACAGCUUAUCACAAAUGACAGGUUUGUAAGUGUUAAUCACCGAGUCUUAUCACAGAACAUAGGCCCGAGAAUUUCUGUAGCAAGCUUCUUUAUGAACUCUCGUGAUCCGGAUAAAGGUAGAUCAAAGAUUUAUGGUCCUAUUAAGGAACUACUUUCAGAAGAAAACCCACCAAUCUACAAAGACAUUACUCUAAAAGUAUACUUAGAACAUUAUUUUGCAAAAGGCCUUGAUGGAAAUUCUGCUUUGGAGCCCUUCAAGUUGUGAAUUCGACAUGUGAACGUACUUUCGAUUCUCGUGGAGCUAGCCAUAAUCUAUCUAAAUAACAAGUCGCGUUUUCUGCAAUAUGUGUGAGCUUAUAUGCAUCAAGUUUCCAAGACUGGAAUAAAUGAAUUAUUAUUUAUGCCUGUUUACAUUUUCAUAACAAAUCACUUCUAAAUUAGAGUAUGUAAUGUGACUAUAUUUUGAUAUAUAAAGUAUGGUAUUGUUAUAUUCUAUGGUGUUA
This is a messenger RNA of Trifolium pratense (red clover), 1016 nucleotides long. Its product is annotated as 1-aminocyclopropane-1-carboxylate oxidase homolog 12-like. Bases 203 to 778 code for a protein of 191 amino acids. The transcript is spliced from 3 exons. The record is from RefSeq and is a predicted model, not a curated record. Lineage: Eukaryota; Viridiplantae; Streptophyta; Magnoliopsida; Fabales; Fabaceae.